Messenger RNA from Auxenochlorella protothecoides, 1326 nucleotides. RefSeq lists its product as hypothetical. The transcript has 4 exons. The coding region runs from base 1 to 1326 and encodes 441 amino acids. Gene Ontology annotation, biological process: regulation of DNA-templated transcription; DNA recombination; DNA repair. Gene Ontology annotation, molecular function: four-way junction helicase activity; ATP binding; double-stranded DNA binding. Lineage: Eukaryota; Viridiplantae; Chlorophyta; Trebouxiophyceae; Chlorellales; Chlorellaceae. The record is from RefSeq and is a predicted model, not a curated record. Gene Ontology annotation, cellular component: Holliday junction helicase complex.
AUGUGCCCCACCAUGACUGGCUGGAGGGCCACGCCCCCGCAUGCGGGACCGGCGUUCACCUUCAGGGCCUGGCACAGGGCGCUGGUCCCCUCCAGACACGGCGCAUGCCUGCCCCGGUGCAGCAGCGUGCACACCUUCCAGUCCCCCGGCAGCCCGGUGUGGGGUCCCGAGGGGCAGCCCGGCCCGGGCUGCACCACACGCAUGCUGACCAGCAUCGGCAUGUCUCGCCGGGAGGCCCAGCGCAUGGAGGCCCUGUACCCGGCCCAGGACCAGACGGAGGCCAUCCUGACCCUGCUGGCGGACGGGCCGCGGGUGCCGGUGCGCGUUCUGCCCGAGGUGCUGCUGGCCUGCCCAGACAUCCUGGCCCUCACCCCCAAGGCCCUUGAGGAGCAGAUCGACUGGCUGCGCGGCAUCUGGACCACGGGCCACGGGCUGAGCACGGCGGUGCAGGUGGCCCCCGACCUCCUCCUCCCCUCCUUCCCCGAGGUCUGGGCGGCGCGCCAGGCCGCGCUGGAGCCGCUGGGCUUCACCCCCGCGCAGGCGGAGGCCAUGCUGCGCGCCUGCCCUACGCUCUUCACCGCGCCCGCGGACGAGGACGCGGUUCGCGACGCGCUGCUGGGCGCUGGCGUGCCCGAAGGGGACCUGGGGUCGCUGCCGCCGGCCUUCCUGGCCGCGCUGUCCCGCUCGCCCGCCUGCCUGCAGGCGCAGGGCGCCAUGGCCCUACGCGCGCAGCUGGCGCGCCUGGCGGCCUGGGGCGUGCCGCACGCCGCCGCGCGCGAGGUGCUGGGCGCCUGCCCCGCCCUGCUCUCCACCCCGCCCGCCACGCUGGCCGCAGCGGUGGCGGCGCUGGAGCGCGCGGGGCUGGGUGGGCCCGCGCUGGCGCGGGUGAUCGCCGGCUGGCCGGCCGUGUUGCGCGCCAACCCCAACACCAUCAACCUCACGCUGUCCCUGCUGCGCUUCUGCGCCGUGCCCCUGGCCAAGGUGGUGGAGUCGCCCAUCGUCUUCAAGCCAGACCCCAUGGCCACUACCGGGCCGCGGCUGAGCUACCUGGCCACCUGCAACCCGCAGGGGUUGGAGAGGUACAAGCUGAGCAGCAUUGUGACCACCUCGGACGAGGAGUUUGCGCGGCGCAGGACCUCCCAGCCCGUGGACGAGUACAGGGUGUUCAAGGAGAGGUGGCUGCGCCUGACCUGGCAGAAGCUGAUGGAGCGGGCGGGGAAGGGCGACGCGCAGGUCCCGCCCGACGGCGAGUCACUGGCGCGCGCCAUCCGGCGCCAACUCCUCGCCCUGCCCCAGAAGGCUGAAGAGCCCCGCGAGGCGCCAUGA